GUUUUCUGUCUGGAUUGUGUAUUAAAACGAUAAUGAGAAAUUAGUGAAAGGUACCGGACUUCGUCCUUGAAUAUAAGGACGAUACGGUUGAGUACCUACAGUAAAAGAUGAGGUGUUAUUUAUUUUUGAGAAGAUCUGGAUGGUCAGUAAUGAGGUGUUUAUGGUGUUUUGAGAACCAUGUACAGAUUAAAAUACCUAUAGGUACCCAUACCGACACCGUUAUGUGAUUGGUGUAUAGACUAGGUCACCGAUUCUCCAGUUGGUUCCGUAUACUCAAGAACUCAAGAAGUCCACUCUUAGUCAGUUCGAAAGUGCGUGGCCACACGUGAUUAUAAAAUUUACGUGUGCUUUUGAUAGUGCAUUUCCUCUAGGAUAUAAACAUAAACCAUGAAGUGCAUAGCGCUUCUGUUUUUAAUUGCCGUAUUGGGGCAUUGUUGGCGUCUUGGUCAUGCCACCUGCGUACUGGAGUCGGAUUUCGGGUUUGUCAUCAACUGUGCUUUUAAGAAAUCUGGACUAUUUCGAGUUAGAAACCUUGGUGGUAUCAAAGCCCAUGUAGGCUUGGGGUUCAGCCUUGGCGAUGAACUAGGAUUCAAGGAAUCCUUGUCGAAUGUUGAAAAUAACAGGAGAAGAUCAGCUGAAGGAUCAAAAUUUCAAGCGACCAUAGUCCAAUCUCAACAAGCAAACGCUGGCAAAGCCGUAACAGCUCGAGCCACUUCGAACAAUCAAACCAGAAGUGCCCCUGGUAAACAACUGAAUUUAGCAGCUGUAAUGCCUACUAAAGUCCCUGUAAAUAUUCCCCAGUUCAAACCCAUUCCCCCGGCUCCUGAACGUCCUGUAUAUUCUUCGGUGAAUAGUACUAGACGUGUAGGUAACGAAAUCGACUCAAAUUUGGAUAAUGCUCAGCCAGCUUCUGCUUCUAAACCUAGGCCUUUUGGCUUACCCGAUCAGCCCUUUAAAUCUCAAAAGGACGACGGAAAACUGAGUAGUACAAACCUUUCCUUGAGGACGUUACCUUCUCCUUCAAAUAACGAAGUUUCUUCUUAUUCCAAAGUUCCUCUUAAUCCCAUUCAAGUGCUAAGUGGCGUUACUAAUAUUUCCGCCGAAGUAUUAGAAGCGGCAAUCUUGAUGCGCGAACGUGAGCUACUUAGGCAGAAAAGUUCGACUACUUAUAAACCACCUCAUACACCUGUCAGGCAUAUCACAUCUUCGAAUAAAGUUAUGAACGCACCGAAAGAAUAUUAUCCUGCUGGAUACGAUAAGAAUUUUGACGACAAUUUCGCCUCGAGAGUUGACCUUCCGGAAACGUCUUUCUAUUGCGGUGACCAGAAACAUUUCCCAGGGUUAUACGCCGACGAAGAUCUCGGAUGUAUGGUGUUUCAUGUGUGCGCUCUAACCGAUGACGGUCUUGUAAUGAAAAGUUUUUUGUGUCCUGAAUCUACGUUAUUCGAUCAAACGAUUCUUAAAUGCAACUGGUGGUUUUAUGUGGACUGCAAAAAUUCUAAAAAGCUCUACGAUUCGAACAUUCCAAUUUCGAAAAGCUAUCAACUUAUGAAAGCCCUUACAUUCUUUUCGACAUACAAGAAAGGUGGGACAGCGAAAUCGAAAACGAAAGACUGAUGUGCACGUAAAUAAUUUUUUUUAUUUCUAAUUAAAAAAUUGCUCAAUUAAACGGGGCGUAACCUGAACAAUUAGUUAAAGCUGCAAAUCUUAUUAUUAAUCUCGACAAAAAUAGGUGCAUUUGAUACAUGACGACAGACAUUUAUUAACUUUUUUUGUACUUAUAUCGUUAGAUAUAUUUGAAAAAAAGAACCAGUUUGCAGCAGGUCAGUCAAUAAUUUUUUUAUUUUAACACAGGAAAACAAAGCACUCAUUUAAAGGCUUUCAGUUAUUUAUGUAAUGUACCUACUAAUGCUUUAUUUGAAGCAUUUUUUUAUAGUCACGAUUUUGUAGAAUAUGCAUUAAUAAACCCCAUAGUCACUUGUGUGUAGUUCCAUAUAAAUUGGCUCUCGAACAGCAGCAAAACUAGUCAUAGUCUUUAUUAGUGUUUUGAAUUAAUGAUUAAUUAGUUUUUAAUAUUAACUAAAAAUGUGUUUUUGUUAAUGGCAUUUUCCCAUCUUAGGAAAAUGUUAUUUAUUUAAGAAUGUCAUUUUGAAAUCAAUUGAAAUACAUUAUGUACAGGGUGUUCAUAUUUAUUAUUAAGCACAUCGCUAACAGUUGAUGUCUUGCUGUUCUAAUUGUGGAUAGAUACUCAUAUGAAGAUGAAGAACAUUUUACAUAUGUUUGAUCUAUAUUAUAUUUAUGCUUAAAGCUGUUUGUGCCUUUUUUAUAAUUAGUAGCAGUAGUUAAAUACGUAUAUACAUAUAAAUAUAGUGUGCCGUAGUGUAGUUUUAUAAAAGAACUGUACAUAACUA
Messenger RNA from Agrilus planipennis (emerald ash borer), 2411 nucleotides. RefSeq lists its product as uncharacterized. The record is from RefSeq and is a predicted model, not a curated record. Gene Ontology annotation, molecular function: chitin binding. Lineage: Eukaryota; Metazoa; Arthropoda; Insecta; Coleoptera; Buprestidae. Gene Ontology annotation, cellular component: extracellular region. Bases 388 to 1617 code for a protein of 409 amino acids. The transcript is spliced from 5 exons.